GUAAAUUCGGGUAUAAAUAGUUGUUUUCUUAUUUUGCCGAAUAUUGUCCAAGACCAGUAUUAUUAUUGUAUUGUUGUGGUCUAUAAAUAUAAAUAAAUGGAAAAUAAUAUUUAUCUAUAUUAACUUGCACUUGAUGCCUGAUGGACAACAAUUGUAAAAAUAAUACCUAUUUCUAUUAGUUCGAUGCGAUCGCCGAUCCGUGAUGUGCGUGUGUUCGUAAUUCGAGUGUUAUAGUUUUGUUUUGUUUAUUUUAUUAUUUUAUUGCGCCUAAUCAGUACCUACUAGCUCCUUAUUUAUAUUUCUGGUUUUACUGUAUAUUUUAAAAUGCUAAAAGAAAAAUUAUCGGUUGCAACCGGUCUAAGAAACUACGUUUCUGAAUUUGGAAAUAUAUUUACAACAGACAGUAAAAUUUUAUUUUGUACAGUAUGCAAUAUUAAAAUUACGAGUGAUAAACGUUUUUCUGUAACACAACACAUAGCCACUGAAAAACACCAAAGAGGAGUUAAUCGUACAGAAAAAAAAAAAAACUCAGCAACUUAUCUCAAAAGAUUCGUCAUCUAAAUCAUCAUUUAAUAAUGAUUUAUGUAAAGCCAUGCUUAGUGCUAACAUCCCGUUAAAUAAAUUAAGUAAUACAUAUUUCAAACAAUUUUUGAUAAAAUAUACGGGACAAAAUAUUCCAGAUCAAAUAACAUUACGCAAAGUUAAUGUUGACCAUUGUUACCAGGAAGUUUUAAAUGAAAUAAGACAAAAAGUAGCGGGAAAGAAAAUUUGGGUCUCAAUAGAUGAGACAACAGAUGCCGAGGGCCGCUUUAUUGCUUCAGUUAUUAUCGGUACAUUACUCCUCGAUCGUCCAGGUGAAUUUUUUUUAUUUAACCUCAAACAAUUACAGAAAAGAAAUCAUAGUACAAUAUGUUCCCUAUUUGAAAAUUCACUUUAUUUAUUAUGGCCUGACGGAAUAAGACGAAACGAUGUAUUGCUGUUUUUAAGUGAUGCUGCGCCUUAUAUGGUGAAGGCUGGUGAUACAUUAAAAGUGUUGUAUCCAAAAAUGGUUCACGUAACUUGUACUUCUCAUGGAUUACAUAGAGUCGCUGAACAAAUACGUAUUCAAUUUCCAAAAGUUGAUAAACUGGUAGCAAAUGUUAAACGAGUAUUCAAAAAGGCGCCUUAUCGUGUUCAAAAAUUUCAUACUGAUGCACCAAAUAUAUCACUACCUCCUGAACCUAUUCUGACACGUUGGGGUACGUGGAUUUCUUCCGUAUUAUAUUAUAGUGAAAACUUUCAAACUGUAAAAAACAUAAUUGAAAGUUUUGAUGAGAAUGAUGCGCUUUCCAUAAAAAAUGCUCAAAAAUAUUUUAAAAUUCCUCAAAUGAAAGGAAACUUGACUUUUAUACAUUCGAAUUUUGCAUGUCUUCCCAUAGCUAUAACGCGUCUACAAAAACAAGGUAUACCCUUAUCUGAAGGUAUUGCAAUCAUACAAGAUAUUUCAUCAAAGUUUAGUCAAUUAACAGGCACCGCUGGAAUUGAUAUUAAUAAAAAAUUACAAACAGUUCUCAACAAAAACAAAGGAUUUCAAAUUGUUUGUAAUAUUUCAAAAAUAUUAACUGGCAAAGAAGAGAAUGUAGGUGAUUUGGAUAUACCAGAAGAUUUAACCAGUAGCGACAUGGCGUAUUUUAAGUUUGCAUCAAUAACAUCCGCAGAUGUAGAACGAUCGUUUUCUUUAUAUAAGAAUAUAUUGGCACCAAUCAGGAGUUCUUUCAAGUUUGAAAAUCUCAAAAAAUCAUUAAUCUUACAAUGCAAUAAUUACUUUAGAGAUGCCGUAAAUGACGAUGAUGAAAAUCGCAAUUAAUUUAAAUUUAUAUAAACAUGUAAU
Molecule: messenger RNA, 1870 nt
Organism: Sipha flava (yellow sugarcane aphid)
Lineage: Eukaryota; Metazoa; Arthropoda; Insecta; Hemiptera; Aphididae
Exons: 2
Coding region: 593-1846 (417 amino acids)
Source: RefSeq, a predicted model, not a curated record